Molecule: messenger RNA, 558 nt
Organism: Erigeron canadensis
Lineage: Eukaryota; Viridiplantae; Streptophyta; Magnoliopsida; Asterales; Asteraceae
Product: protein ALP1-like
Exons: 1
Coding region: 1-558 (185 amino acids)
Source: RefSeq, a predicted model, not a curated record
AUGCAAUUUAUAUAUGUUUUGCCUGGUUGGGAAGGUUCAACACAUGAUGGUCGUGUGCUUCGAGAUGCAAUCUCAAGGAACCAAGGUCUACGAGUCCCUCGCGAUUGUUAUUAUUUAGUUGAUUUUGGUUAUUGCAAUGCAAAUGGUUUUCUUGCUCCAUAUCAAGGGCAACGAUAUCAUUUAAAGGAGUUUGAUGGUCAUCGACGUGAGACUCCUCAGGAAUAUUUCAACAUGAAACACGCUAAAGCAAGGAAUGUGAUUGAGAGAUGUUUUGGAUUGUUAAAAGGAAGAUGGAAGAUCCUUUCAUCCCCUUCAUUCUUCUCGAUCCAAACUCAAAUUCGAAUCAUUAUGGCAUGCUGUUUGUUUUAUAACUUGAUUCGUAAAUAUAUGAGCCAUGAUCCUCAAGAAGAUGAAGAGGAAGAAGAAGAAGAAGAAUCAGAAAGUGAGGACGAAAGUGAAGAUGGGGAAUAUGUUACCAACAUUUGUCCAAGUGAUGAAUGGUCGGAAUUUAGAAAUAAUAUGUCAUCCAAUAUGUUCAAUGCAUGGAGAAAUAGAUAG